AUGGGCUUGCCGAGGCAGCUGCUGCCCGAGAUUUUUAAAAUUAAAGCGAGGAGCAAGAAGAAACCUGUCACAGAUUUAAAGAUUGUCGUCGUGGGCGAUGUCAAUGUUGGAAAAACACGGCUGAUCUGUUCCAGAGCGUAUCGAAAGACCUACUCGCUGGAUAAAAUUCGCACUCCUGCUCAUGCUUCAUCAGUCUGGGCAAUCGAUCAGUAUCGACAAGAUUCCGCUGUGCUCUUCAAUUCAUAUACGAAGGUUGAUAAUGUUCUUGUAAGCCACCGACUUUGGGAUACAUUUGGCGCCCAUGAUCGCGACCGCAGAUUCGCGUUUGGGCACGCGGAUGUUGUUCUUUUGUGCUUUUCCAUUGCGUCAGAGAACUCGCUGCGCAACAUCAAGGCGCCGCUUUAG
This is a messenger RNA of Oikopleura dioica, 405 nucleotides long. Lineage: Eukaryota; Metazoa; Chordata; Appendicularia; Copelata; Oikopleuridae. The record is from the annotation of a GenBank genome assembly.